Helianthus annuus (common sunflower) is the source of this 3928-nucleotide messenger RNA. RefSeq lists its product as uncharacterized. The transcript has 7 exons. NCBI's taxonomy places the organism in Eukaryota, Viridiplantae, Streptophyta, Magnoliopsida, Asterales, Asteraceae. The record is from RefSeq and is a predicted model, not a curated record. The coding region runs from base 893 to 3928 and encodes 1011 amino acids.
AGCCUGCUGGACGCUCAUUGGCUCUUUUUACUGCCACUUGUACCCUGUGUACCUCUGUAGGUAACAGCGCGUCUUCCUAUGGAGAGGAUUUUGUUUGGUGGCAACUAACCCGCGCGGGGUUAGUGUGUUCACUUAUACCAUUGUUUUUAUACUAAGUGUUGCUAUCUGAGUUCAUUAUGUGCUCUUUCUCGCGCGGGGCUAAGUCAUAAUGUGACGUAAGCUGCGCGAGGCUGUUAUUAUCAAGUUGUUAUGCUAAGGAGUAUGGUCUCACGUGCAACCUGUUAUGAGGUUUGCGCGACUUUUUGGGACCAUACCCCUUCAAGUCCCCCCAGUCCAGUGCUGCACCAUGCGCAACGCAAGUGGUUGGAGCUCUGGACUUGAUAAAAAUAAGAGAAGGGGAAGUUGUCCUUUUAAUCGCGCGAGGUGUUAGCAGUUUACGUAUAUCUGGCGCGACUCUUGUGACUUCUGCAUGAAGUUACUUGCACGUUUUAUGGCGGGAAACUUCGAAAUUUGAACCUCUGACAGGUUGGUGAGAUAAGUCGCUGAGAGCGACGCUUGAGUUGACCCCUGGCACGGAUGUCAUCAUGCCGCCUGCGGCGGUUGCACUUCAUGUCAGGAGAGUGGAUGCCACGCGCGCGUGGUAACCGUCGUCCCUGCUUUUCCGCUUGACGUGGCAACCUCUCGUUGGUUGCCCCUGCGGCGAGUGCGGCACGGUUACCCAUCGCAUUAAAUGCGAUGGGUAUAUAUAUCCGAAGAGAAAGGUGAGAGAUUCACUUUCUCUUCGUUUCUUCUCCCUUUUUCUCUUUGAGUCUUCAUAUUGUUCUUCAUCUUCUUCAAACUUUCUUCAAAUCUUCAAACUUUCUUCAAGUUUUUUCCAGCUUUUUCUUGAAACAUGAGCGAAGAACAUCAAGAAGCUCCUGCUAGUGAGGAGGGGCCAGUCCCAGUCCUGAGAUGGGACUUAGGUUUAUUCGAACAGAUCGUUCGAAGUUUUAGGUUUCCACCGGAGUGGGAUGCCCGGUACCCUGCUCAGGGUCAGACCGCGGCUGAUGCCCCACCCGGUUACAUUACUUUGUUCGAAGACUUCUUCCUUCAAGGAAACUUCCGGCUGCCGGCGACUAACUUCUUUGGUAGCAUAUUGUCCUACUACAAGUUUCAUAUCUCACAGUUAAGCCCACCUGGGAUGGUGAGGGUGAGGCACUUUGAGUUCUUGUGUCAAUCCCACGGCAUUGAGCCGACGGUGAAUAAGUUUCGUGUCUUCUAUCAACUGCAAAGAACAAUGGGGUUCUUUUCUUUUGCUAGCCGUGGUACGGCUAAGAAGAUUUUGUUGAAUCCUCCCAAGAGUUUCCAUGACUGGAAACCCAAGUUCUUCUUCAUCCGGGAGGAAGUCUUGCCAAUAGCUAUGCCGUUUAGGGAAUGGACCGAGGUUAUACCAAAGGAGGACCUUCCUAUACCGAAGUCUGCUCAGUGGUAUCAGCGGCUUACCGCAACCCCUAACCGGGUAUUUGGGGAGAAUGUUCUGGUUGCUGCCAAGAUGAGUGACCAGUGGUCACCUAGUAGCAGGGAACUCCCGGUCUUGAAGAUCGGGGAUCAAGAGACGCAACUCUAUCAGGCUGCCUUCCCAGCCUUUGGUGGCUCCAUGGGCGUUCGCCCUCUGCGCGAUGAUGAGGAAGGCUGGUAUGACCAGAUAAAGGGGAACUUCAUGUUUCCUGCUGCUGACGCCUUCGCCUCGCCGCCGGAUGCAACUGAAGGUGUGUUGCGCGAUCUGGGGGUUGACCCAGAGGAGAAGAAGAAGAAACCUUCGAAGAAGAAAAAGAAGGCGGAUGUUGAAGUGACCAGCAAGGGUCCUGGCGCCAGUCGCGCAACUACUGCUGCUGUCAAAGCUAUGGGAAAGACUAGCGCUGGUGGGUCAAAGGGCUCUGGGAGCGCGGGUUCUCGUAACCCGGAUGCUGACAAGCGAGGCGACAACUGGUAUGGCCUCUGCGCCUGUUUCAGUUGUUAUUCCCGUUGUUGGGAAGAAGAGCAAGUUGCGCUCGUUAUACCAGUUUUCUCCUGGUAUGCUCUUAUCUCCCUUCUUUAUAAUUUAACCUCUUUUUUGCUCAAGUGCGUUUGCUUUAUUCUUGUAGAGAUCAAGAAGAAGACCCCUGAAAAGGGGGUUAAGUUUGUUGAACCCAGCACGAAAAGACCUAAGGUUGCCACUGAACCUUCCGAUUCUGCUGCGCGUGAUGCUGCGAAAACUGAUGAAGCGCAGCGAAAGGCAGAAGAGGAUCGGAGGAAAGAAGAGAGUAGGAUUGCUGCGCAGAAGAAGGCUGAAGAGCUAAAGCGCAAAGAAGAGGAAGAGAAAAAGAGGAAGGAGGAGGAGGAGAGAAAGCUGGAGGCGGAGAGGAAGAGGAAAGCGGAAGAGGAGAGAAAGCUGAGGGAGGAGGCGGAUAGGCAGAGGAAGGCGGAAGAGGCGAGGAAAGAAAGAGCUGCCGAUCAGUCUUCUGUUCAAGGGCAGUCUGGUGUCCCAAAACCUCCCCCUGCUGCGCCGAUUGUUACUUCUAAGGGGUUAGGGCGCUAUGUGUCUAGUGGUGCAAGCUCUGGAGGAGCUGGGGGCUAUAACCCCAAUGUGAUAGGUGCGAAGGAUACCGUCGGGGAUAUAUAUUAUAAAACUUAUACUGAAGAGGAACGUGGUGAUGCUCCUCAUCAAGCCCCUUGGAGCUUAAGGCAGAAGGAUACGUUUGUUGAAUUUGGUCCUUCUCGCGAUUGGUACUUGAACCAAUUCACUCCUGGCGAAGUUAACCGUCAAAAGGCGAAGCCGCAUGAAAUGUUGUACCGCACUUACAUUCUUGCCGAGGCCAACGCUCGAUCUGCUAACCAUCAGAUAGUUCGUGAAUGGCGAACAAUGGUCAGAGAGCGCGCCGACUGGGAGGCUUACCGAGAACGUGUGCUAAAACGUGUUGGUGAAUUUGAGAAGGCUAAGGCCACAUUUGAUGAGGAGAAAGCCAAGUUUGAGGCUGAUAGGAAAGCUGAAGAGUGGGGUCGCGAGGGCCUGCAAAAGAAACUUCAUAAUGUGGAAGAGCAACUGGCCAAGGAGAAGGCCGAGUUCAAGCGCAUCUGCGCCCAGGACAACGAGCGCGCCUAUGCGGCUCGACAAAAAAUUGUUGGUCUUGAGGCUAAGAUAGCGGAGCUGACAUCGAAGGUGGAGGAAGCGCAGGUUGAGACAGCCGCUAAACAACAGAUGGAGGUUGAGUUGUCUGAAGCUAAGGUUCAGCUGUCCACCAAGGACAAAGAUCUCCAGGCCAAGGACGUUGAGAUUGCGGAGCUCAAACGUCGCUUGGAUGAACAAAUCGACAGAUGUGAGUCCCUGGAGAUCGACCUUGAGGCAGAGAAGGUCAAGGCCAUCGAUGCUGAGGAGGCGCGUGCUGUCAGCACUGCGGCGCUUAACGUGGCUCAGACAAAUUAUUCUGAGGCCCAAGGCAUUGUGGACACGCUUGUUUCUGAAGCAGAAUGGAUGCGCACUCGGGGAAUAGUGCUGGUUGCCAAUUCCAUCUUGAACGCCGGCGAGCUAGAUCGCGCUGUUGCUGCUCUUACGGAUGCGGCGCGUGCAGUUGGUCAUCGAGGAGGUUACCUGGAGUGUGCUGAUCACGUUGAGCGAAUGCUGGGACAAGAAUUCGAUACAAGUCAUUGCUCAGUGACGGAACAAGCUGAUGCUGCGCUGGCCAGUGCUGAGAACUCAUAUGACAACCUCUCCUUGCCCAUCAUGGACUUGGUUGUUAGUGCCUUAAAAAAGGAUGAUUGGUGUCAGCGCCUCAAGGCGAUCCUUGAUCCACCGAUUACUGUUGAAUCAUCUGAUGAGGAAGCAGCUGGUGAUGAUGGCGGAGGUGAUGACGAUGGCGACGAUGGUGAGGGGAACGAAGAUGAUGAUGGUGAGAAGAACGAAGACAAAUAG